Messenger RNA from Vombatus ursinus (common wombat), 1092 nucleotides. RefSeq names its product chromosome unknown C11orf96 homolog (gene CUNH11orf96). The record is from RefSeq and is a predicted model, not a curated record. NCBI's taxonomy places the organism in Eukaryota, Metazoa, Chordata, Mammalia, Diprotodontia, Vombatidae. The transcript has a single exon. The coding region runs from base 77 to 466 and encodes 129 amino acids.
GGGCGUCCGCGCCUGCACGCCGCAGCCCGCCCCCGGCACCUCCCCAGAGCCCGGUCCCGAGCCAGCCCGCGGCCCGAUGGCAGCGGCGGCGGCAGCCGCGGCGGCUAAGCCGCCGGAGCUGAUGGGCAUCUGCUCCAGCUACCAGGCGGUCAUGCCUCACUUCGUGUGCCUGGCCGACGAAUUCCCGCAGCCCGCGCGGCCCACGAAGCUGCCCCGGGGCAAGGGCAAGCUGCGGCGGCCCCGCCAGUCGCGCUUCAAGACCCAGCCGGUGACGUUCGACGAGAUCCAGGAGGUGGAAGAAGAGGGGGUGUCGCCCAUGGAGGAGGAGAAGGCCAAGAAGUCCUUCCUGCAGUCGCUCGAGUGCCUGCGCCGGAGCACCCAGAACCUCAGCCUGCCGCGGGAGCAGCUCGGCAGCUGCAAGAUGCGGAACAGCCUGGACUCCAGCGACUCGGAUUCGGCUCUAUGAGACGGCCCCUCCCGCUAUUCCACUCCCCAGCGGCGGCGGCGGGCCGGCCGGCUGGCCGAGGACUUGACUUGGCCCCAGCCCUGGGGGGGCCGAGCCCCUGGUCUCUGCUCCUGCACUGGCCAAGCUGCGAACUCGUUGCCCUCCUCCGGGCGCUUAUCCCGUGCGGGGACCUGGAGCCAGGCGGGGCAGCUGCCGGGGCUAGGCAGUCCAGGGGGCCAAGGGAAGGGCUCCUCCUCCCCCUCCCCCGUUUUCUUCUUUUCUUUUACUCUGCCUAGUACAAACCCUGCUGUGAACGUGCCUGGUUCUAGGAGCAGAGAGAGAGAGAGAGAGAGAGAGAGAGAGAGAGAGAGAGAGAGAGAUUGGGACAUUUUCUAGGAAAGUCGCUAUGUAUUUGUCUUUGAUUGGAGGGAGCUCCGGUUUCCAUCUAUCCCACCCCCCUUUCCUGGCUCCCCAGUACUUUUCUACCAGCCCAUCGCCACAGAUGGAAUUUGGGCUACCGCGAAGCUUCCGGAGUCUAUUUAUUUUUGCAUUUCAAUCGUAAACUGCAUUUAUUUAAUACUCUUUCUACCUGGAUGUGUCUGUGAGGUUUCCAGAACAGAGAAAUAAAACCAUAUAUUUGCACAGUG